CUUCUAGCCGACGUUCGCGUUUUUCGUCGCGACGUUUUUUUCGAAACAAGACCCCAACGAAGAGCUCCAAACAGUUGGCUAGGAGUAGGCUCAUUCGAUCGCGUCCCUAAAUAGAAGCCAAUUGGCGCAAUAAACGGCAAGCAACGGCGGGUAGUUUAGAAAAGCAGAGAAACCCGCACAAAAGAAAACCGAGUUGUGCGGAAAACCAGUUAUGUAUUCGCCCCAAGUUCGCGCAGUGUUUCCUUUUUGUUGAGCCACAACAACAAAACAAGCAGAAAAUCCUGUCUACUUUUGCAGUUCCCCAUAAGAAAUUAAAAAGAAAUGUCAAUGAAAGUGUCGUGCAAUAAAGCCAAUUAAUCAAAUCAACAAAACAAGAUUUUCCCAUUGCGAUUUCCUGCGAACAACGCUUGUUUUAACUAGCCAAAAAAAUUUAAUUGUGCAACAACAACAACAAUAGCAGUAGCAGCGGAGUCUCAACAAUUGGCACAAUUGGCGAUAAAUCAGCAGCAGAAGAAGAAGACAGAGAAGUAGUGUGAACUUUAGCAGACGCAGCGGAAAAAAACACAAACAAACGAAAUAAUAGCGGUGCAUGCUAAAAAAAAGGGAAAACGAAUAAAUCUACGAGCAACGAACUGCAAGCGAGAGCAAGAUAGCUGACUCAUUAGCAUUUCGAACGCGGGGGAGUUGGAGUAAAAGUGCACUCUUCAACAAAAGAGAGAAGUAGCGAUAAGCGGCUCCAACUCAAGAGAGAAAUUUUUACUGGGAGAGGGGAGCAUCAAUAAAAACCAACAAAACAGGGAAAUUUAGAGGACUUAAAGAGCGUGACUUAAGAAAAAGGACCAGACGAAAUAUCUCGUAUUGAUUUCCCCUUUUUGCUAUUUUAGUUGGCAACCGUUGACAGUUGGCAUCAACACAGCGGGAGGCGCGGGGGCGGGCCAUCAGCAUGUGGCCCUAGACAAAAGCAACAACCAUAAAAAAAAGCAAACGACAACAAAAAGUGCAAAAGUAGUCAGGGAAUCGAGGGAGUGGGAGAACCACUUGGCAUUCGGGCAGCGAAGCAUAACCAUUCGGUUCGGUUUCGACCGGAAAAGCGUCGAUGAGUUGAGUGCCCCUCCACUUUGACUCCACUUCCAAGCCACUCCACCCUCUUCUCACCUGGAACCCUGAACCUCCGCAAAACUCCGUCCCCCGAAAUGGAUGCAUCGCCCCUUUCGCCGGAACAGGCUCCCACCAUCUUGGCCACCGGAAGGUCAUUGGACCAGCAGGUGGACGCCAGUUCGCCGAACCACUCGAACUACUCGAAUCUCACGAACAGCAGCAGCAGCGGCAGUAGUGCAAGCAGUCCCUCCGCCUGCUCCUCCACGUCUUCCUCCUCCUCCGCUCCGCAGUACAGUGCAGAUAUCCGAGCGGCUGCACUGCAUCCCCAACAACAACAACAACAGCAGCAGCAGCAGCUGCAGCAUAGAGGAUCUGCCUCUGGAUCAGGUUCAGGCUCAGGAUCGGCCAAAACCUGUGAGCUGGACUUGGGAGAGGAGCGAGAUACCUUUUCUCCGAUCUCCAGUCCGGAUUGCAACGGAGCCACCGCCGCCGUUGUGAACGUCCUGCCCUCUUCAAGUGGCUCUGUGGACAACAAAACCUACGAAGGAGGCACCAAGGUGAAGCCACCCUCGAAGGAGGAAAAACAACGGCAGAACGAGGAAAUCGUGUGCAUGGAAACGUCGACGGUGUCCACGGAAACUGGUUCCUGGGAGUCCAUGUAUCCGGCAGCGAAUGCUGCUCCACCUGAGCAGGCCGAGGAAACCGAAACAUCUUCGAUUUUCAAGGGCAUCAGUGCCAGUGCUUUGUUGCGGGAUCUGGAGAAGCGGGAUCAACCGUUGUCCACCUCGGGAACCAGUGCCUGCUUCAUAGACGCAUCCUCGUUAAGGGACGAGGAUGAGGUGCUGUCCUUUCCUAGCCUAGAUGGCCACGCCCAGGAGGAGGAGGUCGGACAGGAAGUGACCGCCGAGGGAGACGCAGAGCCCUCGCCCACAGAGCAACUGGAGCAGUUUCACAAGUCAUUUGCCAGGUGCAAAGGCGUCAAACAGAGGCAGAGGGAUCCGGAACCGGAGGAUCCAGUGGAGCCAGUGGACGAGCCGGUUGAGGAGCGACCUGCUCCCAUGUCGGUGCCGUACAGCUUCCAGCACAAUGCCCAGCACUUCAGUGUGCACCCCUUGGGCAGCAGUCCCAAGUUCACCCACCAUCAGCACCAGCACAACCAGAAUUCGAGUCAGCAUCAUCCCGAUCUCAGCUACACGACGGACUACUCCUCCAGCAGUCCGGCACCGAGUUUGGUGUGGUCGGAGCAGGGCAGGAACCACCAGGGUGCCUCCGCCUCCACGCCGCACAACUCCAUGGUGCACAUCGAACCCGCGUCGGCCGGCAGUAAUAACUCCUCGAUUCACAGGGACUACACGCUAUCUUCCUCACUGUCGCACCACCGGGAUUCGGGUGCCUAUUGCAGUGAUGCCACGGAUUCGCCGCUGCCAUUGCCCCGCACGCCCAAGCGGAGUUCCAAGUUCGAUGAGGCCAAUCCCAUUGUUUCCGGAGGAGCGUCCAUCGAGGACUUCCGGGAGAAGCAGUGCGAGAGUCCCAGCAUCAAGAGACGCACAGACACCUGUCCGAUUGUCUCGGGCGGAUUCGUUUCAUUGGACUUUGCACCCACUCGCCCGCUGGCGGAUGAGGACGACGACGAGGAUCUGGCCGAAGACGCUGAGAUAGCUGGGGUGGAAAUGCGCGUGAAGACGGGAGUGCCGAGGAAACCCGUGCCCGGCAUUGCCUCCUGGGUGGUGGACAUGAGUGACUGCCGGCCGGAGAGGAGGCGGAGCACCAGCAGCACAACAUCCAGUUUUCGCGAGAGGUCAGAUUCGAACAGCUCGCACAAGAGCGGCUGUGGUUUCUAUGUUUCAUUGGACGACAUGGACCGCAAGCCCCAGGAGCAGACACAAAAACCCACAGCAGUUGCUCCUCCAUCGCAGCUGAGCAAAUCCUACACGGCACCGAAGUCAGCGGGAUUCUUUGUGGAUCUCUCGCAGAGCGGUAAAGAUGAAGAGCUGGGCCCAAAGGACCAGGAUCAGCCUGAAGUAAAGGAGGAGUCCAAGCCGGAGCCCAAGAAUAUCUUCAGUAUGUUCAUAGAUUUUGGGGAGCAGAAGACACCGCGUUCGAAUGGCAGAAAAGAACCAUUGAGCUUGGCUCAGAGAUUGUCCAGCUCAUUGAGUUCCUCGGCUUCGAGGCGAGGCGACAGCGAGGUGAUGAAAUCCAGUGCCAGUUCCACGGAGACUCUGAUGGCUAAGAGUUCCAAUCAGAAGGAUAUGUCAGCAGGAACUGGCGAGAGCAAGUCCCUGGACUACAGAUGCAACCUGGAGCCUCCCCUUACGGUGGCUGCACUGCGUCGGCUUUCGCAGCAGCAUCGCCAGCAGAGCGAUCCCGCCAAGCGGCACAGCUGGGGCAGCAACAAUGGCCAGCCGGAGCAGGCAUCCGGCUCGGGAACGGGAGUGGGCAACGAUUGCAAGCGUUCCAUCAGCCUGACUGCCAAUGGAGCCACGGAUUCGGGAGCGGGUCUGAUGAGCAUCAUUGACAAGCUGCCCAUUAUAUCGAAGGCCUCGUCUCUGUCGAUCGAUAGCUCUGUCUCGCCCUACGACGAGUUGAGUGGUUCCAAUCCUGGCCUGAGCAGCUGCUCGGAGGAGGAGCAGGGUCAGGCACAGGGAAGGAUCAAGAAGAGGCGAAGGGAUGCUCAGUUGAACGAGACCUAUGACAAGUCCAGCUUGGCUUCGGUCACAGAGGGCAUUCUUUCCAAGGACAUGUCGCCAGCUUCCAACACCGACACCGAUGAUCUCACCUUCCAGCAGGACGAACAGCUGGCCAAGGAACAGGCGGCGGAUCUGGUUUCAAUGCCGCUCCAGCUGACGAGCAGCUCGAAUCGCACCAGCAGCGUAAUGGAAACCAUCAUCGAGGCUAAGGAGACGGCCUCGCCGAAGAAACAGGUCACCCUGAACAAUGGCCAUACCAUGGAGUCCCUGCACGCCACCAUUGAAAAGCAAAAGCAACUGCUGGAAACGGUCAAUGAGCAUGGAGAACAGACGGCGCAGCAACCCUCCCAGAUCCCCUCCAGCUUCGUGAAGCUCUCCGACAUGGAUAAACCCGUGAAGCACGACCUGCAGUCGCCGGAUUCGAUGAGCAAGAGCGUGGGCAACAACCACAGGAGCUCGCAGUUGGGCCAGCGACUCUACAGGGAUGAGAACCGUGCGCGUCCGCAUUCCUGGGCCAUGACACGAUCCACGGGCAACACGCUGCAGAACUUCACCAAUUCGGUGGACAACAUCAGGAGUCUUUCCCGCCUGUUCCCCAACUUCUCCAAGGAGUUCUCCAACUCACUGCCCAACGGCAUGACUCUGGAGCAGGUUCAGAGCCAGCAGGUGGACUACAUCCAAACGGAUCUCAGUGCGGACUCGAGCCUGGCCUCAAGUUUCAGCAGAUCGGGCAUGGAUGAGUCCUCGUUGAGCUGCAGGCAGCCCAGACGCUUGGGGGAGGAUUUGCUCAAGAUGUUCCUGCAGGAAAUCGCCACGGACAUGUUGGUGGAGGUGCAUGGUCGCCGCAUCCGGGCCCACAAGUGCAUCCUGCGCUCCCGUUGUCAGUACUUUGCAGCCAUGCUGGCCGGCCAUGGAUCGCAGAGCGUGGUCUCCUUGCAGGGCUACUCCUAUGCAGCGGUGCACUUUGCCCUGUGCCACAUCUAUUCGGGGGCCUCGCAUCCGCCGGAUGGCAUUAGCCUGAUGGAGCUGGCUGCUCUGGCCGAUCUGCUGGGACUGGAGGGCCUCAAGGAGGUCACUUCGCAUGCCCUGAAGACGAACUACUGCCACAACUUCCACAAGCCCUGCUCCGGUUGCACCGAUGGCAUCCUGCAGGUGUUGCCCGUGGCUCUGAAUCAUGCUCUGGAUGAUCUCUACAGGAAGUGCUUGCGUUGGACGUGUCGCCACUAUCUGAAAGUUUGGCCAACCAGGCAGUUUGCCCAGCUCCCGCCGGACAUACUCGGUCGAUGCCGCCAGCAGAUUGUUGCCUAUUUGACCUCGGAGACGGUCCUGGACACAGUGCUGGAUUGCGACCACCUGCUGGCCCAACUUUCGGCCUACCGAUGGGGUCAUGUCUGCGAGCAGCUGGUGCGCGAGAUCUUGGAAGCGGCCUACGCCUAUGUGGGCGACCACUUUGCCAGCUUGAUUGCCAGCGAUUCCUUCCUCUCGCUGGGCCACGACCGCAGCCGGCACAUUCCUCGCCUGGAGACCCUGCUCCUACACACGGCGGCUGAAUUGACGCCAGAGCAGGCUUGUCGCAGCUAUCAGCGGGUUACCCGCUUGAACACCGUUCUGCAGGCAAAGGUCAUCCACAUGCCAGCCAGUUUGGGCCAAUCCGAACUAGCAAGAGAACUGCAGGGUCUGCAGGAGGAACAGCUGGACUGGCAGCCGGAGUACAUCCGACUGGUGGGAGCCCUUGUGUACGCAGUUGAGCAGUGCCUCAUCCGGCAGUGCUCACGUGCCAUGCGCGUCACCGCCUGGCAGCGCAUGGAUCUGGAGCUGCGAAAGAAGAUCCAAACGCUGGCUCGUCUCACCGAACCGCUGGACAUGAAGCGGCAGAAUGGCAAGCCGGUGGGCAAGGCCUUCUCUUUUGGCGGCAGCACACGCAGCCAGGACCUCGUGCAGAUCAAGCUGGCCAUUCAGGCGCAGACAAAGCGCGCUCAUGCCCAGGAGACACUGCUGUACAAGGCCACGCAGACGCAGGAGGCGACUGGUGGAGCGGGUCACGUGCAAACUGCCGACAGAGGAGUGCAGGCGAAUCAUGAGUCGCGGGAGGGCAACAAACUACUGAAGUCCAAUUCCCGUGCAUAUGUUCCUCAUCGCGCCAGUUCCCAGGUAGCUUCGGAGCGCAACAGCCUGAAUCUUCAUCGACGCACUCAAUCGGAGGCUCCACCAGUGACCCACAAGAAACCAGCUCCCGUGGCGGCUCCCGCAGUGGAAGCUAAGACUGCUCAUGGAAAACCUACGGCGGUAACAGCCAAACUGGGCGAAGUUCGACCCCGUUAUCUGGAGCCACGCAAGCCAAGAGCUGCCGCUCCAACAGCUACAAACGGUCAUGGUUCUGGACCCGUGCGCAGUGCCACCAGCUCGAGCAUUCCAGCCAACGGAGGCAGAAAGGCACCGGCCAAGAACUUGCACAUUUCUUCCAGCGACAGUUCGCGGAACUCGAGUCCGGCGGCGCGCAGAGUGCAAAAUGGCACGCGUCUAGGCAAUAAGUCCAGCAAUCUCUCUAUGGACAGCUUGUCGUCGCCGGCGCGUCGAGCUAAGAGCACCUCCAGGGGUCCACAGGACAGAUACUCCUCCGACCAGAACUCGCUGGCGGAGAGCAUGAAGAGUUCUGUGAUUACCAACAAAACGAUCUCACACGAGUCGCUCUCUGGCAGCUCGAAACUGGCCCGGAUCCAGCAACUAAAUGGCCACGGAAAAGGUCCUGCGACGGGAAAAAUCAAGGCCACACAACGUGGUACCACGGUGGGCAACAAAUCAACGCGUCAGUUGAAGCAGCAGCACAAUGCAAUGACUUCCAACGGUUCAAGCCCUAGUUCUGUGCACACGACCAAGUCGGCAGCCAGUAGGUUGUCCUCCGUUAGCAGCACACUUUCCACGCGGGAGCUGUUCAAGCAGCGCUCCAUUUCAGUGCCCGCCGGCGGGGCAGAUGGAGCGCCAAACAAGGGACGACACAGCUUCCUUUCGGCCAAGUCGCGCGAAAUUCUGGCCAAGCGGGCGGAGAAGAACAAGCUGCAGCAGCAGCAACAGCAACAGAAGCAAACCGAAGCGCCGGUCGAGGAGCGUGGAUCAGUUCAAUUGCGCUCUUCCGCCGGCCCCCUGCGCUCAUCCUCACAUUCCGCGGUAUCAAGCAUGCUGCAGCAGCACAAUCUGCGCAACAGCCUGCCCUCCAGCAUUCCCACCAGACGCCCCAAUACGCUGCACCUGAAGAAAACCACGGCAGCGAGUAAUGGCGUGGGUGGCCCAACUAAGAUAGCCACCAAUGGGCUGGCGAAUGGAACCUACAAGUCGGCCCAGGCGGUAAAACAGAAGCUAGACCUCCUCAUCGAUGCCCAGAUGGAGAGUGGGGCGCCCAAGGAGCGGGUUGAGUCAAAGUUGGAGCGCUCCAGCACCUUCUGCAAGGACAGCGCCGAUCUGGACAUCAGCGAACUGCAGAUUGUGGAAUAAUCAAAAAGUGAAAGAGGAGCAACAGCAUCAACAUGGGGUCGUAUCAAAUAUGACGCCCAAAAUGGAUACGAACCCGAAUCCAAUACCGUACACGUCCCAUAAGGCAACACUAGUCAAUAAUCUAGCAUGCAGCUGCCGUUGCAGUUGGCGCAUG
Drosophila ficusphila is the source of this 7428-nucleotide messenger RNA. RefSeq lists its product as uncharacterized. The coding region runs from base 1194 to 7274 and encodes 2026 amino acids. NCBI's taxonomy places the organism in Eukaryota, Metazoa, Arthropoda, Insecta, Diptera, Drosophilidae. The record is from RefSeq and is a predicted model, not a curated record. Gene Ontology annotation, molecular function: protein binding. The transcript is spliced from 5 exons.